AUUCAUAAUCAUAUUCCAUUCACUUCACCGCAAUACAUCUUGAACGAUAUCGCUUAGCUGAGCGGCAACUUCCAAGUCUUUAUAAAAUGUCGACUCCCAUCAAUUACCGGUUAUUCGCUCAUUCCUGCACUAACCAUAACAUUCUUAACCCCAGAUUACUACACUUAAAAAUAGAUAAGACCCACUUCCGUUCAUUGACUACUAGGGCUAGGGUCUCCCCCAUACGAACUCAAAAUUUCGAUCACUUCAACUACUUCUACCAUUUCUCAAGAAAAAGGUGUAGGCCGGCCUGAUAUCUUGAUAGACACGUUCCUCUCCUACCAAUUCAAUCGAAACGAAACUAGCUAUCAUACUGAAUAACUAGACGUAGUCUACUCAACCAUGACCGUCCCAAUCGAGACUUCGAUCGAGACCCCCCCUCUAGCACCAUCCCCUGUCCACGGCUUCGGAACCCUUGCCGUACACGCUGGUGCCCCUCACGAUCCCACAACCGGAGCCGUUAUCGAGCCUAUCUCUCUAUCGACCACCUUCGAACAGUCCGCUGCCGGAAAGCCUAUCGGCGCGUAUGAAUACUCGCGUAGCUCCAAUCCCAACCGGGAUAACUUCGAGCGGGCCGUAGCCGCACUAGAGAAUGCUAAAUACGCGCUUGCGUUUGGCAGCGGGAGCGCUGCAACCGCUACCAUUCUCCAAAGUCUAGCUUCAGGCUCCCACGUCAUAAGCGUCAGCGACGUAUACGGCGGCACCCAUCGAUAUUUCACUCGCGUGGCGAAGGCCCAUGGCGUUCAUGUCACUUUCACCCCGCAGAUCGAAGUCGAUAUAGCCGAGCACAUUCGAGAUAACACGAAACUGGUCUGGAUCGAGUCACCUAGCAAUCCUACGUUACGACUCGUCGAUAUCAGAGCUGUUGCUACGGCAGCUCACGCACGGGGUGUCCAGGUCGUGGUUGACAAUACUUUUUUGAGCCCUUAUAUCCAGAACCCCCUCGACCACGGCGCCGACAUCGUGGUUCACAGUGUCACCAAGUACAUCAAUGGACACAGCGACGUUGUUAUGGGAGUAGCGGCAUUUAACUCGGAAGAAUUGCGUGAGCGCUUGGCCUUCCUUCAAAAUGCUGGUGGCGCUGUUCCCUCAGCUUUCGACUCCUGGCUUGCCCACCGUGGUGUCAAGACAUUGCAUCUACGAGCGAGGCAAGCGAGUACCAAUGCCACAGCCGUGGCAAAAGCCCUAGAAGCUAGCCCGCAUGUAAUCGCUGUCAACUAUCCUGGUUUAGACUCUCAUCCGCAUCGACAAAUUGCCCUGAAACAACACCGCGAUGGUAUGGGAGGUGGCAUGGUUUCGUUCCGUCUCAAGGGAGGACACGCCGCGGCUGAGCGAUUCUGCCAAUUGACCAAGAUCUUCACGCUAGCUGAGAGUCUUGGCGGUAUCGAGAGCUUGGUCGAAGUACCGAGCGUGAUGACUCACGCCGGCAUUCCUCGAGACCAGCGAGAAGCCGUGGGUGUUUUCGAUGAUCUUGUCCGCGUCAGCUGCGGUAUCGAAGAGCCCGAGGACUUGGUUCACGACGUGCAGCAGGCGUUAGAGAGGGCGGUUAAGGAGACGGCUCAUUCGAGUAACGGCGUUAACGGUCUCAAUGGGCACAGUCAAAAAUAGACACAAAAAAUAAAUACGGUGGUCUGAGCAAUUAGACAUAGAUAUAGCAUCACGACAGAGUACGAUCUUGAUUUUGGUGUUUUGAGGCGUCGGGUUUAUACGGGUAGCAUGAGGUACGACAGCUCAGACCCAUAGAGGAAUUGGGAGUUGGUAGCAUGCGGUGUGGUGCGGGUUUAUAUUGGUAUUAGACAACCACUCAAUGGAAAUUUGCAUAUAUCGUAUAGAAAAGCCAACAUUUUCAGCUUGCUUCUUAGUGUGAGCCGCUUAUAGAACUUAAGCGCCUGAAGCCGAUUGAGGAUCGAAACUAAAUAUACCUAUCUUGAGUUGACGACUCUUUCUCCUAUCUUGAAAC
Annulohypoxylon maeteangense is the source of this 1999-nucleotide messenger RNA. RefSeq names its product Cys/Met metabolism PLP-dependent enzyme. Gene Ontology annotation, cellular component: cytoplasm. The transcript is spliced from 2 exons. The coding region runs from base 382 to 1647 and encodes 421 amino acids. Gene Ontology annotation, molecular function: cystathionine gamma-lyase activity; pyridoxal phosphate binding. Lineage: Eukaryota; Fungi; Ascomycota; Sordariomycetes; Xylariales; Hypoxylaceae. Gene Ontology annotation, biological process: transsulfuration. The record is from RefSeq and is a predicted model, not a curated record.